AUGAUCAUGGAGAGGAAGGGAUUUGAGUUCAAGUUUGGGUAUAGUAUGAGAUCCAGGUCACAGUCACACAGUGAGGUCAUUGCCCAGGAUAGUUUGUUGGGGCUUGAUGGGUUGAAGCAGAGUUGUUGGGCUAACAUGCCCCCUGAGCUUUUGAGGGAUGUUCUUAUGAGGAUUGAGGCCUCUGAGGAUUCCUGGCCUGCCCGGGAACACGUCGUUGCCUGCGCCGGAGUUUGCCGCAGUUGGAGAGAAAUCAUGAAGGAAAUUGUCAAAUCCCCUCAAGUAUCCGGCAAGUUGACAUUCCCAAUCUCCUUGAAGCAGCCUGGUCCUAGGGACUCUCUUGUUCAGUGCUAUAUUAAAAGAAAUCACAGUAAUAAAACAUAUUAUCUGUUUCUUGGUUUAAACCAAGCCUCAACUGAGGAUGGCAAGUUCCUUCUUUCUGCACGCAAGUGUCGACGAGCAACUCACACUGACUACAUCAUUUCCCUUAACUGUGAUGAUGUAUCAAGAGGGAGUAAUACUUAUAUUGGGAAGUUGAGAUCGAACUUUUUGGGCACCAAAUUCACUGUGUAUGAUGCUCACCCUCCAAUUUAUGGAGCCAAAGUUACAAAGUCUCGUUCCACCAGGCUAGUUAGUCUCAAGCAAGUUUCUCCUAGGAUUCCUGCUGGCAAUUAUCCCAUUGCUCAUGUCUCGUAUGAUCUGAAUGUUUUGGGCUCUAGAGGCCCUAGAAUAAUGCACUGUGUUAUGGAUGCCAUCCCUGCCUCAGCUGUUGAACCUGGAGGUGUGGCCCCAACACAGACUCAAUUUCUUCAUAGCAGAAUUGAUACUUCUCCAUCCAUCCCUUUCUUCAGAUCAAAAUCAACCCGCAUGGACAAUCUCCCAUCUUUACCUUUGACUUGUCAAAAUGAGGGGAUGCUGGUACUGCAAAACAAGUCCCCAAGGUGGCAUGAACAACUUCAAUGCUGGUGUCUGAACUUCAACGGGCGAGUGACAGUUGCUUCAGUUAAAAAUUUCCAGCUGGUUGCUUCUCCAAAAAAUGGAGUUUCUGAGCAGGCUCAGGAAAAUGUUAUUCUACAGUUCGGAAAAGUUGGAAAGGAUGUAUUCACCAUGGAUUAUCAGUAUCCAAUCUCGGCCUUUGAAGCAUUUGCAAUAUGCCUUAGCAGCUUUGACACCAAGAUUGCUUGUGAAUGA
Sphenostylis stenocarpa is the source of this 1188-nucleotide messenger RNA. The record is from the annotation of a GenBank genome assembly. Lineage: Eukaryota; Viridiplantae; Streptophyta; Magnoliopsida; Fabales; Fabaceae.